ACACCCUAGCCCCACGGUGCCGUGUGAUCCUGCGACGGAGAAAACACAUGCCAGACAGACUUCGACCAUGAAACCUCUCGAGGCCAUUAGAUGUACCCAUCCUGCCUGUCCCUGUGAGUGCUUCGCCCCUGGGAAACAGAGCCUGCGCUACUGUGAGACGUGCAGUCACGGCUGGGUCGCCCAUGCUCUGGACAAACUGGGCACCAACCACGUAAUGAACCUGGGCCUGCAGGUGGAGGUGGUCCAGCCCAACAUAGUGUUUGACAUCGCCAGCCUGAUGCUGUACGGGGCGCACGCCACCCCCGUCCGUCUCAAGAUCCUGCUGGACCGCCUCUUCUCUGUCCUACAGCACGAGGAGGUCCUACAGGUCCUACACGGCUUCGGCUGGACCUACGAGGACUACGCGAGGGGAUAUAUUUUACAGGACAGUUCCGGCCGAGUGCUGGACAAAUGGUGUGUGGCCACUAGAGACGAGGAGAUGGUUGUACUCCAGCAGUUCCUCAGGUUUGGCGAGACCAAGGCCAUCGCUCAGGAGAUCAUCCUCCAAGACACCAAGGACCGUCACGAGGUUCUCGUCAAACAAACCUCCCGCGCCGAGUCAGACAUUAAGAAGUUCAUCGAGCGCAGUAACCUGUCUAUGCAAAGCUACAUCAAAUCUUACGAAUCAACCCGUCAACUGUUCGGGGCACGGGCUGUCCCAUUUAUCCCCCCGGGGCCGAGGUUGUUGACCACGCCUUUGAUAUCCCCAACGUACACCCCAACACGAGACGCCCGGGCUCUUUCUCUACCUCAGACGCCAACCACAUCAUCCACGCCUCUGGUCACCCCGCCGCUGAACCGCCUUCAAGUCAUGCAACCUUUUGACGCCAGGAAAGAACACACGACAGCCGCGAUCAGCUUGAGUCCUGCGGCCUUGGAGAAAACCCUGGCGAGGAGAUCUCCGCUGUGUGAGAGUCCAAAGAACUUGUGCACCACCCCCUCCACGGUGUCUUCAGCUGCAGCAUCACCAUCACACCAAGCGCCACAUCAGCAACAAGGUUUGGAUGAAGUCGACGGAAGUGAUCCUUACAUGUCGGGUUCUGACGACGAGGGAGAGGUACUCGACUACUCCAACAAAGACAACCCCGACUCCCCGUCCGACCCGGAAAAGAAAAACAAACAGCACAUGCGCAAGUCGACGAAUCCCAUCAAGCGGCAGUGGACGCCGUCUGCUAAUUUCGGCAGCACUUUCGUCGGACCCAACGGCAAGAAGCGCGUACUGUGCACGGCCUGUAACAAAACAUUCUGUGAUAAAGGGGCCUUGAAGAUCCACUACAGCGCCGUGCACCUGAAGGAGAUGCACAAGUGCACCGUCGACGGCUGCAACAUGAUGUUCAGCUCCAGAAGAAGCCGGAACCGUCACAGCGCCAACCCCAACCCCAAGCUGCACAUGCCGCAGAAGAGGAAAGACGACCUGGAUCAGUCGGACGAGCUCGACCUUUCAGUGAGUAACGGCAGCGGGAGGAUAACUCCCGUGUCCUCCGCUGUCUCCAUCACGGCUUCGGUCGCCUCCCCCAUCUCAGUCAUCUCCUCGUCAGUCAUCUCCUCCCAAGUCAUCCCCCUUAUCGACCCGCCCCGGAUCAUCCGACCAGACUCGAGUUUCUUCAUCGAAAUGUCCGCGCAGUUCCCCUUCAUGGCGCCGCCCGAGAAAAGAAUCAAACUAGAAGAGGACCAGCCUACCGACCUGAGCAAGGUCUCCACUACCAAUACCAGCCAGUCGGACGAGGAGCCGUGCGACCUGAGGAAAAAAUACGACGGUGAAAGAAAGCUAAAAAUAGAUUUAGACGACGCGGAAGAGAUUAAAAAAGAAGAGGAUGCAGAUGUCGAAGGGUUCAAAAACGACCCGGGGGUGAGAGGGGGAAACCGGAGGAAAAACACGGCCCCUACGAGGUGCGCACAAAGCGGGGAAGAUAACGAAGAUAAGGGGGACGAGGGCGCCGAGAACAGCAGUCACGUGACCAAUUUAUCGCUCGAGGGCAGCGGAGCGAAAAACUUUCCCAAAAUAGCAUCCCUGCUGUGGGCGGGGGGCGUCAACGUGGAACAAGCCCAGCGGGCCGACUGCCAUGAGCUCGACACGCCGGACCACAAACUGUGGGCUGCGAACCUAUCCAAAGACGAGGACAGCCAAGGUGAAGGUCGGGAUUCCGACGGCGACGACGAAGACGACGAUUCGGACAGGGACUCGUGCGAGGAGUCGGGUGACGUCAUGCAGGACUACCCAGCCGAGAUGUACGUCGACAAGGACAACCCACUCAAGUGUAAAAUCUGUGGGAAAAUUUUCCAGAACAGCUUCACGGUGAAGAUCCACUUCAAGAACGUCCACCUCAAGCUUCUGCACUCCUGCACUGUUGAAGGCUGCGGCGCGACGUUUCCCUCCAAGAGAAGCCGAGACCGUCACAGCGCCAACAUCAACCUCCAUCGGAAACUUCUCUCCGGCGACAGCAACAACGACGAGGAGAUGGACGCGGCUCUCAAAGGCAACAUCCUCGCCAAGCUCUACGGCCGCGACCUCGUCGACAGCAACCCACCCGCAGACGCCAACGUCAGGAAACAACCACCCUUCACCCCCGACCAAAAAUUAGCCAGUAACAACAACAACGAGCCCAUCAAACCCACCGCCAGUCCCAUCAACGGACACACCAGCAAGCCGGGGUCAGCCGGAUCCGAGGUGCUCUCCGCGAGCGAUGCGGAGAGUCUGGACAUGACGGAGCAGGAGACGGUGCUGUGUACGGUCUGCGGGGACAAGUUCAGCACCCCGCUGGUGCUACAGGAGCACAUCGCUCUCUCGCACCCUGACCACGCCCUAAUCACCUACGAUCCGGUCGUUUUGAGAAAAUGUGUUUCGCCCAGACGAAUCAGAAACCGACAGAAGAUUCGAAACGGGAUGAUCACUCGAAAAACAAGCAGCCUUUGAACAUGUAGAAAAUCAUGUUGCUAUGAUGUUUCCCUUGGAUUUAAGACAGAA
Messenger RNA from Physella acuta, 3004 nucleotides. RefSeq names its product zinc finger protein basonuclin-2. Lineage: Eukaryota; Metazoa; Mollusca; Gastropoda; Physidae. The record is from RefSeq and is a predicted model, not a curated record. Gene Ontology annotation, biological process: regulation of DNA-templated transcription. Gene Ontology annotation, cellular component: nucleus.